AUGAACGAAAUAAAUUACGAAAAGGCAUAUUUACAUUGGAGUUCAGUAACCAGCAAUGUGGAUGGAAUGCUUGGUGGUUUUGAACAGUUACAUUCAACUGAUAUAAAUACUUCAAAGCAUUUAUUGGAUUAUUUGACUAGAAAGCAACUUUUAACCAAAUUUGAACAUGCAUUGGAUUGCGGAAGUGGAAUUGGACGUAUAACAAAACAUUUGCUUCUUCCAAAAUUUAAUUAUGUUGAUAUGGUUGAUUUUGCUGAAACGUUUAUUGAACAGUCAGAGAAAUAUAUUGGUUCUGAAGGAAAUUCUCGUGUUCAAAAUAAAUUUGUCGAAUCCCUCCAUACUUUCAAACCAAGCCCAAAUUUUUAUGAUUUGAUUUGGAUACAAUGGGUGACUGGACAAUUAUCGGAUGAUGAUUUGACUAGUUUUCUGAAGAGAUGUAAGAAAGGAUUAACUAAAAAUGGUUGUAUCAUUAUAAAAGACAAUGUAACAAGUCGAGACGAAGAAAAAAUUUUUGAUGAAUGUGACAAUUCUUGGACAAGGCCUUCAAAUGAAUUACGACCUUUAAUUAAAGCUGCUGAUUUAAAUAUUGUUUUGGAGAGAAAACAACUUUUCUUUCCUAAAAAUAAUUUUCCGGUUUUUAUGUUCGUCUUAAAACCUUUAGAUAUUAUUUGA
This is a messenger RNA of Meloidogyne enterolobii, 672 nucleotides long. The record is from the annotation of a GenBank genome assembly. NCBI's taxonomy places the organism in Eukaryota, Metazoa, Nematoda, Chromadorea, Rhabditida, Meloidogynidae.